Melampsora larici-populina 98AG31 is the source of this 1755-nucleotide messenger RNA. RefSeq lists its product as uncharacterized. The record is from RefSeq and is a predicted model, not a curated record. The transcript has 4 exons. Bases 1 to 1755 code for a protein of 584 amino acids. NCBI's taxonomy places the organism in Eukaryota, Fungi, Basidiomycota, Pucciniomycetes, Pucciniales, Melampsoraceae.
AUGACAUCUUUCGACAACGAGCUCAAAAGCACACAAGAUAAGUUGAAGGCAGCGGGGAUAAAGAUGAAGAGGAUAGGAUCAAAAGAAAACGCGGACAGAGGUGAAGGAACUAGUAGCGCGACAACGAGGAGCCAAUCUAAGAAUAGAGCAGCGGCAGAAGUAGAGAACAGUGGAGAAACUGACGCGGCAGGACCACAAGCGGGUGGUAGUGGUGAAGGUAACAACACCGACCAGCAACAGGUAGAAGAAGCAGACGGUGAAGAAGCAGAAGGUGACCAAGAUGCGAACCAAAGAGGAGAGACGCCUGAGGGAAACGGAGGCGACGGCGGAAAUAACGAAGUGCAGAGAGGCACGAGGGAGAAACGGAGACGAGGAGGAGAAAGCUCACCAUUAGAGGAACACGCCAGUAGGGGCGAAGGCGGAGAAGCGAGGAGAGCAUCAGACGAAGAGACUGAUGGGAGGAACGCUUGUAUGUUUGAAGCAGAGACAGAACCGGAGGAAAUGUCGGCCCAAGCGAAGUGGUGGUCAGCGAUCGAAUUUGCUUUCGAGACGCAGCAAGACGAGCUCGCUAUGACAAUGCUGCAAGGCUUCAACUUGAUGUACGGCAAGAAUGAACAGACUGAGGCAGCGGUAGAAGGUCGCACGAGGCGGAAGCGAUCACCAGUCAGGUUCAGAGACGAGAGACCCCGAACACAGUCACUGAUAGUAGGAGAAGAUGAUGACGAAGAGAAUGAAGCAGAAAACGCAACAGCGGUGGAUGAUGUACAAGAUGAGAGAGGCAGAGACAGAAGAAAGAAAUCAUUGAUGAAGAGAAGAAGAGAAGAUACUUCAGAAGAAAGAAAUGAUAGAGAAGAGACGACGAAGUCGAAGGAAGUAGAGGAAAACCAGGGAGAAGAAGAGACCGAGGGAGGUAUAACCUAUAGGAUAGGCAAACCCCUGGGAAACUCCUCAAUGUUGAUGCCGUUGACGCCGUAUUUCGAGAACCGAAUGAAAACGCUGAAGGCCUACGUACCUCUCACAAUCUUCGAUCUGAGUUGGAUAGAGAGAGACCAGAGAGCCGCUGGGAAGAAGAAAGUGAAGACUAUAAAAGAACUUCAAGAAGAUGAUUCUUCAGCAACUUACUCGGGCCUAGCACCCAACGAGGAACUCCUGAUGACGUACGGCUUCUGGAUAGACGCCUUUGACCUAUUCAUAAGAUACUUGAGAGAGGAGUAUGAGCGACCGAAGGCGGCGAAGAUGUUCGAGAGGCACAGGGUGAAUGUGGUGAAGGUGAAGCGUAUAACGAAGUGUUGGAUGGUAGCGUUACGAUACGACAUGAAGGUUAGGAUGGUGACAAUGAAGGUGAAGAAGGCGCCAGGCGGAGGAUGGGUGAUGGAAGACGCCGGAUACAUGCAUGAGGACCUCUUGAGGGAAGCCAAGGAAGAGGCGGACGCGAAGGGGGAGAGAAAGUUCGUAGACAAUCCAUAUGCCCCAGGAGGAGGUAUGGAACACGUAGACCCAGCCACAGGCUGGUCGGCACCGUCGACGUGGGGAGGCUACCAAGGAGUAGAGCAGGGCGGAAGUAGAGGAGGCGUACCGGGCAGAGGAAGGGCCAGAGGGUACUCGAACAGAGGUACUGGCCAGAACGCGAGAGGACUAGGAGGUGGAGCCCAGAGAGCGCAAGGAAACGGAUGGUUUCAAGGGAGAGGUGCAGGUUGGUGGGCCAAAGCGAGAGGUGGUGGGGCAGGAAAUGUAGCGGCAAACGGGAAGGAGUAA